AUGAAAUUAAUGCCUCUAACAAUCUACAAAAUAUAUUACACAUUUACUAAGAAUGCAUCAUAUUUUGCCCGUUGUAGAUUUUUAUCUCUUUGUAUCAUGGAUGUUGCAUUACCAUUACUCUCAAUUUGUGUAAAAAUAAAAGGUGCUAUCCUUGAAGAUGAUUAUGCAUCUGCUUUAAAUUCUUAUAAUGAUUUAUUAUGUGAAUUAGACGAUUUUUAUGAUGAAUUUGAGAGAGAAGGUGAUAAAGACUGCUGUGACAAACUGGAUUCUAUAAGACAUAUGGUUGUACAUGGAAGACAUGGUGUUUCUUGUGGAUUACUUAAUAGAUUUAAAGAUACUGGAAAGAUGAAAGUUUUUUCAAAUUUAGUAUUUAAUUCAUGGCCUAGAAAAAAAGAUAAGCCAAUAAGUAAUGAUGUUACUGAGUAUAGACGUAUAGGUAAUUCUAAUGGAAAAACUUGGAAAAUUCCAGAACCAAAAUAUAUUUUUGAAGAUUUUUAUAAUUUUGUUAAACGUCAUGAUUUUGAUGAUGAUUGUUGUAUAUCUAUAAAUCCUUUAGUUACAAUUAGCCGUAAAGAUAAAGAUAUACCAUUUAUUGUUGAUAAGACUAUCCAUCGUAUAGUCAUGGAAAUAUUAGAUGAUCACGAAAGUGAAAUGGAGGAUCAUUAUGAAAAUUAUGGAUUAGUUUCAACAGAAAUUAAAACGAUUACUAUUUCACCAAGUGAUAUGUCAAUAAAUCUUAGUGAAAAUUAUUCUAAUUGCAAUCACUCUAGAUUAGUCUUCAACACACAUUAA
Molecule: messenger RNA, 792 nt
Organism: Strongyloides ratti
Lineage: Eukaryota; Metazoa; Nematoda; Chromadorea; Rhabditida; Strongyloididae
Exons: 4
Coding region: 1-792 (263 amino acids)
Source: RefSeq, a predicted model, not a curated record